AUGCCAACCCAUUUCUCCUCCUCGAAGCUUGCGUCGCAGAAGGCGGCUGCGUCUCUCUUGGUGGACGACGAUACACCGUUUCACGACUUCCGCCCCAUAGCGCGUCUUCCCCUUGACGACGAAGGCACGGAGGUGUUGCCGCUUCCGAAGGCCGUACAAUACGUCACUGAGUCGGACUCAGUUUCCCCUUUUUUCACCGGUACGGAGGAGGAACCUUCAAACGAAACCGGGAAGGAUGCGGCGUGGAUGGGGCUGCGGCAAAGCAGCCACUCGACGCAGCCGGCGAACAACUCCGGCGGACACACCUACUACCACGAUUCAAACCGCGACACUCGUCGGAGCAGCGCAAGUUGGACUGACGGCGGCAGCCCCCAGGACCCACGUACGCCGCUCACCCAUUGGACCUCCAAUCUCGAUCAGCGGCACAUCGAGCGCCUCGCGCGCCCGAGGGGUGCGCCGGGCUCUGUGAUCAGGCCCGCGGAGCCGAACUACGGCCGCCUGCUGAACUUCACAGAAGAGGAGGAGCAAGAUAGAGAGCGAACGCCAAAGCACUGCUGCAAGUCACCGCACACCCGACCGAGGCCGAUUACUCGCAGCCAAGAACAGACCCAACCGACGGGAAGUCAACCUCCGGCUUCUCGUCCGGAGAGCAAGUGCCACGCUGCGGUGGCCAAUGCUGCCCUGUCAGCCGCACAGAAGGCGUACUACGAGAAGCUGGCGGCACCGAAGAAAUGUUUCGCUGCAUCGGCGGUCGACGGCGGUGCGCCGCUGUCUCAGACUUCCUCGACAGCCGACGGCGGUACACCGGCAUCUCUCACCUCCUCGACGGCAGCUGCGCCACGCAGAGGCAGCAGCAGCAUUUUUGACCGCCUAGCGGUGCCGAAGAAGCCGACCGCCACCUGUUCUGAGGAGGCCAUUCCACUGCCAGAGCGGCGGCCUCGUUCUCAUUCAUUGUAUGCAAAUAUUCUUAUGCCCUCGCAGCACGAUCGGUACCUGCAGCGCCUCUCACAGCCAAAGCCGCGGUGUGCCUCGUCUCACCGCGACCCGCGCGCACCGGUAGAGCCCAACCUGCGCAUCGCGCAGAAGCGCUACUACGGCGGCACCACGGCUAUAUCGCCCUCACCUGGCACACUCGCUUCUACUGCACUGCCACCGCCGCCACCCCACGCCGGUAGACAACAAAAUGGUCGCGUGCCGAGCGCGUCGUGGGAGGCGGUGGCCAGCUUCUUGACGCGACGCCCAUCGUCGACGGCGGCCUCCUGCUCCCUGUCAUCUGGCUCGUGUACCGAAUGCGGGACUGCACUCCCCCAGCAGCCGUAUACGGUGCCGUCACAACCCGCCCUCUCCAGCGAGGCGGCACUGUACGAGGUUACGGUUGAGCAGGUGGCGGUGCUACCGCAACAGCCUCUUCCCACGACUCCUGCCGUGAAUGGUGAUGGACUGCUGCAGGUGCAGUCGACCCCAGCGAAGAGUACCGGCUCGAAGCCCCCGAUCGUGGUGCGUACUCGCCGGUACGUGCCGCCGCCGGAGGAGCAGGAUGCCGAGACCGCCGGUCAGUUGGCGUCCCGCGCAGCGAAGCCGGAGAGCCCCGAAGCCCCCGCGCCGGAACCGGUUCAGGCGGUGCGGCGACGUACUGCAAUACCGACUGUGCCAGCUGGAACGACAGCGACGCCCGCAUUGGAGAAGCAGCAGCAGAAAGUGGCAGACACCACCUCUCUGGAGACGCCGGCACACGCCAUGCCUGCUCCUGUCGCGGUGCAGGCCAUCAAGCGAGCGCCGCCGCUGCCGCCGUCAGUGCCGGUCGAAGUAAAUGCCCCGAAAGGUGUGGUUCAAACAACCAAGCGAGUAUCUCCUGCGCCUGGUGCCACUGCAGUCACUCCAGCUCCACAGAAACCUAUCGCGUUGGAGGCCUCAAAAAGGAAGGCCCCUGCUCCAUGUUCGACACCCGUAGCAGCAGAGCCCUCGCGCGUGGAAGCUCCACCUCAGCCAGCGCAGGUGAAAUCUGCGCCCAUCCACCCUUCUUCCUCCUCAGUAUCAUUUUGUGCUGCGCCUUUAGACAAGGUGACCACUGGGACACCGCAGGCGGCAGCCGUGGCAGAAAAAAACGACACCGUUGCCGCUGCCUCAGCCGCCGCAAUGAAGGAUGUGUACGCCGUUCCGACGCCGCCUUUCAGCGACAAGAAAGACCUUCGCAAGAUCACGCAAAGGAAGCUGAACAGUGUCAAGCCGGAGGUGCUUCGGGACGCGGACUUCGCGUGCCAACUGGAGGUCUUGCCGGGGCCGCGGCAAGCUGUGAGUAUCAAGAAGCAGCCAAGCACGAUGGCAAAGGCGACGGUGAAGGCACUGUCGCCGAAGUCACGCUGGGUGCACUGA
Molecule: messenger RNA, 2373 nt
Organism: Leishmania mexicana MHOM/GT/2001/U1103
Lineage: Eukaryota; Euglenozoa; Kinetoplastea; Trypanosomatida; Trypanosomatidae
Exons: 1
Coding region: 1-2373 (790 amino acids)
Source: RefSeq, a predicted model, not a curated record